CCCAUCUCCCACCAACCACCUCCCUCCGAUCUCCCCGUCCCAUAUCGGCGUUAGGAGGAGCUCGGGGCCAUCCGUUCUCAUUCGGGCCGUACCCAAAACCUCCUUCCCCCCCUUUUUUUUUCUCUUCGUUUCCUCCACGUCGCAGCGGCCAUUGGUUCCUGUCGGCGCCGCGUCCUGACGCUGGGGCUGGGGUUGGGGCUGGGCCGGCCCCGGAGAUGGUCGCUCUCUACCGGCAGCGCCGCAUCCCCCGUAGGAGGCUCCGUGAAGACCCCCCCCCCACCUCGUUCCUUUCCUCCCCAGACCGGAGCCGUUUUGCUUUUUUGGAUGGAGCAGCAUCCCGACCUUUCUGCACGCGCUGCGCCGAGCUCUGCGAGCCUGGUCGAUGCUCGGUGGCUGAAGCUGCAGGUGUCUGCAUUGCAGGUUUCUGAUGGCUCAGCCCCAUUGGAUUCGCCGGAGGGUGCCAUGAACUGAGUGCCCGGCUCCUUUCCGUUUGGUUCCCUUCGGUUCUUCAUCGUUCCCUUUCUCCCAUUCAUUUUUCAUGAGAACAUUUUAAAAGGGGGUUCCUCUCACACGUCCCCCCCCCUCCCCCCCCUCAAGCGACGCUGUGCUGAGGAUCUCCUGACAAGAAGAUGGGGAGGAAAAAGAUCCAGAUCCAGCGGAUCACAGAUGAGAGGAACCGACAGGUGACCUUCACCAAGCGUAAGUUCGGUUUGAUGAAGAAAGCCUACGAGCUGAGCGUGUUGUGCGACUGCGAGAUCGCCCUGAUCAUCUUCAACCACUCCAACAAGCUGUUCCAAUAUGCCAGCACCGACAUGGACAAAGUGCUGCUCAAAUACACGGAAUACAGUGAGCCCCAUGAGAGCCGGACCAAUGCAGACAUCAUUGAGGCGCUGAACAAGAAGCACAGGGAAUGCGAAAGCCCAGAAGGGGAUGAAGUGUUUGCAUUGACCCCGCAGACGGAAGAGAAAUAUAAAAAGAUUGAUGAGGAGUUUGAUAAAAUGAUGCAGAGUUACCGGCUCGCAUCUGCAGUGCCCACGCCAAACUUUGCCAUGCCAGUGACGGUUCCUGUGACCAACCAGAACACGCUGCAGUUCAGCAGCCCAGGCAGCUCUUUGGUGACCCAAUCCUUGGUGACUUCAUCACUCACAGACCCCCGGCUCCUCUCACCACAGCAGCCAACACUGCAGAGGAACACCGUAUCCCCAGGGCUGCCACAACGACCAGCCAGUGCAGGGGCGAUGCUUGGGGGUGACCUGAACAACACCAACGGAGCCUGCCCAAGCCCUGUGGGUAACGGCUACGUGAGUGCUCGUGCCUCCCCUGGUCUCCUUCCCGUCUCUAAUGGCAGCACUUUGGGCAAGAUCAUCCCAGCCAAAUCCCCUCCACCUCCACCCCACAGCACCCAACUCGCCUCCAACAGCCGCAAGCCGGACCUGCGUGUUAUCACCUCUCAGAGCGGCAAAGGCUUAAUGCACCACCUGACGGAGGAUCACUUGGCUCUGCAGAACACCCAGCGGUUAGGUGUCUCCCAAGCGACUCACUCUCUAACCACGCCGGUUGUUUCUGUGGCCACCCCGAGCCUGCUGACACAGGGCCUGCCCUUCUCUGCCAUGCCGACCGCAUACAACACAGAUUAUCAGCUGACAAGUGCUGAGUUAUCUUCGCUGCCAGCAUUCAGCUCACCUGGUGGGUUGUCCCUUGGCAACAUCUCUGCCUGGCAGCAGCAGCAGCAACAGCAGCAGCAACAGCAGCAGCAGCAGCAGCAACAACAGCAACAGCAGCAGCAGCAGCAACAACAACAGCAACAGCAGCAGCAGCAACAGCAGCAGCAGCAGCAGCAGCACCUGGUUCCUGUAUCACUAGGAAAUUUAAUACAAGGGAGCCACUUGUCCCACACCACCACUUUGACUGUCAACACCAACCCCAACAUCAGCAUCAAGUCGGAGCCCGUCUCACCCAACAGGGAACGAAACACUGCCACCCCACUCAGCACCUUCCCCCACCAACCCCGCCACGAGCCCACCGGCCGCUCGCCCGUCGACAGCCUCAGCAGCUCCAGCAGCUCCUACGAGGGCAGCAGUGAACGAGAUGAUCCCUCUCGCACCGACUUCAGCUCCUCCUUGGGGCUGCUGCGCCCUGGUGGUGAGCCCGAGGGGGAAAGCCCUUCGGUGAAACGCAUGAGGUUGGAUACUUGGGUCACAUAACGGGGUCCCCCGUCAUCCCCUGGAGCGCCGCUGGUUUGCAGCGGGGAGGGGAAAGAAAAAAGGGGGGUGUGGGAGGGGAGGAAUUGUGGGGGACAAAACGGGUUUUAGGGGUUGGGGUGGGGAGAUUUAUCAUAAACUGCCUGAGAAAAUAGCUUUAGGAUUUUUGUAGGCAUUCAUUCUAGCACAAUGGGCGACGCACGCAGUUCGUCCAGCUGGGGAGCUGCGAGUUUCAGGGUGGGUGGCACAGGAAUCAAAGGGAGACGGAUUGGAGCUGGGGGCUGUGGGGUUGCGUUGGUGCAGCAAUGAAGGUGCUGAGCAUCCCCAAGGGCUGCCCAACAACCUGGGCAGGGGGGGGAUGGUUUCAGCCCCAUGGAAUGAGGCUGUGUGCUGCAGCAUCGCUUGGAGGUGUGGGGGGAAUGUGAGACAGGUUUAAGGCUCUGUUUGGGUGAGAGGUGGUUGUGGACAUCAUUAUCCUUCCCUAUAGAGAAGGGAGCAAUGCUGCUUCUGGCCAUGGUCAUCCAAAGCUUGCAGCCACCUCUGCUGAGGUCCCAUUGAACCCUGCAGGGUGCUUGGCUGUGUCAAGGCUGGAUUGUACCAAACAAGAUGUGCAAGUGUGUUUGAAAGGCAUUCCCUGUUCUGUAUGGGUCAAAGCUUUAAGUUAGAAGUUAGGGGUAAAUCGUUGUUAUUUAAGGAUUGCCACUGAAAUAACGUCCUUAGGGAUUUUGCCUUGGGAGUUGUGGGCUGAACUGUGCAGGAUCUCUGCAUAGACCCCAGUAGAGCUGGGGUGGGGGGGGGUUCCAGCCCAACCUGUUGCAGUGGGUUGGACUGUAAUGAAAUGAAGGUAGGCAACUUAAAGCGAGCAGUCAGGGGAAGUCCUCUGGGGAGGACUCUAAUUUGGGUUGGAGUGAAUGGUGAUGGCUGUAGAGAGGCAGCACGGAGCCAACGCAGCCCCACAUCCCUGCACGGUGCUGCAGAGAUGUGCAGGCAGCAAUCUCCUGCUUGAAAACCUUUGAAAAGUCCCAUUUGCCACCAUUUCUCCAUAGGCUGGUUUAGUUCUGAAUACGAAACGCUGGCGUUCCUUUCCCAUAUGGGCAGAUUCUGUGCCGUGUACCCCAAUCCUUCUCUCUCCGCCUCAAACCCUGCAUGGUGUGAUCCGGGCUUCUCAUCCACACCGAGUUGACGUGGAUCUGUCCCCACGUCCCAGCUCCAUCCCUCUGUCCCAGCUCUAUCCCCAUCGUGUCCAUCCAAGAAGCAUCCACACCGCCAGCACCCGGCGGCCCUGCGUGCAUCGGACCCACACGGCAGCUCUUUGCACGGCCUCGCUUUGGAAAUUAGGUGGGAUUGACGAUGUCUCGUCGCUCUCAUUUCCUUUUCUUUUUUUCCUGACCGUCCUGCAAGAAAAAAACGCCGCAACCAAACGUUUUCCAGCCCUUCAAAGGAGCAGGAAGGGGCAGCAAUGCGGCACUUGGAGGGCGACGGGACGUUUGUGCUCAUUGACUUCACGCCCUGACUUCACAUCUCAAGAGAGCCGGAAAAAAAAUACAAUAAAAUACAAUAAACGAACGAACAAAACCCAUAAAGCAUCACUGCUUUUCAGCCACGCGGAGUUUGGGCCGCUUGGUGUGCGCCAACGCAUGCCAAACCCAAGCGCAUCCGCAAGCAGCGCAACGUCGGGACUCUACAUUGACGCAUCGGGUUGGCACAUUGGGAUCCCCUCCAUCCCAUUACAAGCUCGGGGUGUGUAUCAUCAUGAUGCCCAGGUCAUUAAUUCCCUAUUAAAAGAGUCCAGGAAACUCCUCCUAAUUUUCAAAAGACACAACGAGAAACGACAAUCUUAAAGAAACCAACACCCUCCUUCGUGCUUCUAUCGGAUCUUUGCUGUUUUCUUUCUCGUGCUCAUCUGUACUGUUGACGGUUACAAUUGUGUAUAAUUGUUGGGGUUUUUUUUUUAUUAUUAUUAUUAUUUGGAUUUUUUUUUGGCGUAUGGGGUUUAGUUUGAAUAUAUAUAUAUAUUUUUUUUCCCAUUAUUAUUAUUUUUUAAAGGGGUGUUGCAAAAAACCAAACGAAAACCACACACACACAUACACAUACAAACGAAUAUCGCACGGUUGAAAAGACAACACUUAAAAUGCUGCAGUUUUUAAGAGACGUGGAAGUCGAAACGGAGCUUAUUUAUUCUCCAAAGGCUGUAAAAUGCAUGAAGACUAAAAAGAACCAAAACCCGACCUUUUACAUUAAAAACAAGAGAGACAAGAGAGGAAAGGUGGAACCCGGAGCGAACCGUAACGUUAUGAAUUGGAGACCCCCCCCCUUUGCCCCCCAAUCCAGCUCAUAUAUUGUGUUUGGGCUAUAGUUUGCUUUUGUUUUUAAUGGUUUCUUUUUAUUCGGGGGGUGGGAUGGGGGAGAAUGAAAUACAGUUGUGUAUAUUUUUUUUCCUAUGAGAAGUACGCACUGAUAUGUUUGGGAAAUGCUAUCGUUGCUUUACUGAAAGCGUUGGUUGCUUCACCAAAGCCUGGUUCUGAUCUGUACCCCCUAUAUCCCUCCAUACCCCCACCUACCCACCCCACUGACCCCCCCCCACCCCUCGCCCUACUCCCCCUGUGUGCUCCCAUGACACAGUGGGAUAUGGGUGGGGGGCUGCCCCCUUGGUUGGGCAAUGUGUGCAGUGAGAAGCGGCGCUGCUCUGCUCUCAGCCCCAUAUUGCUGGGGUUGGAGGGGAGGGGAUGUGUGUCCAUGUGCCCCCCCCUGGGACCUCCAGCUCUAGAGUGCAAGAGGAUGGAGGUGAGGAAUGGGGAGGGGAAAUGCUUUCUCCCCCUUUUUGCUCCUCUCCUUCUCUUAAAGCUCUCUGCCAAGCAUGGAUGUGGCCCAGGGCUCUCCAACCCCCCAUCCCCAUCCACCUCUCCAUACUGGGGCUCUGCAGGCUCCUUUUCUUACCUUCACACCCUCUUUUCCUCCCUUCUCUUCACCUCCCUGUUUCACUUCAUGACACAGACCCAAACACAAGCAUUGCGUUCUCACUACCUCCGUCCCCAUCCCGCAACCUAAAGCCAUGCUGGAUCAGGAGGUCCCUCUCCUGCUGUGCUUUCCCCUUCCCCUCUCUGAUCUCCCUUGUAGUAUUUGAUCCCUGGCUACUGUAACUGUAAAUAGCGAGCUUCACUAUGUCAGCAAUGCUAACAGUACAGAAAACUGGGUUUUAUUUUGGGGGGGGGGGUUGUCUUGUUUUUGGUUGUUUGUAUGAUAUGAAAUGAGAUUUCUAUUUUUGUCAGAGUAUAUUGUAAUAAUACUGCCUUGGGCAUGGC
Coturnix japonica (Japanese quail) is the source of this 5503-nucleotide messenger RNA. It is a transcript of the gene MEF2D, whose product is annotated as myocyte enhancer factor 2D. Lineage: Eukaryota; Metazoa; Chordata; Aves; Galliformes; Phasianidae. Gene Ontology annotation, molecular function: RNA polymerase II cis-regulatory region sequence-specific DNA binding; protein dimerization activity; DNA-binding transcription factor activity, RNA polymerase II-specific. The record is from RefSeq and is a predicted model, not a curated record. Gene Ontology annotation, biological process: heart development; positive regulation of transcription by RNA polymerase II; cell differentiation.